Messenger RNA from Selaginella moellendorffii, 1583 nucleotides. Its product is annotated as ethylene-responsive transcription factor ESR2-like. NCBI's taxonomy places the organism in Eukaryota, Viridiplantae, Streptophyta, Lycopodiopsida, Selaginellales, Selaginellaceae. Gene Ontology annotation, molecular function: DNA-binding transcription factor activity; DNA binding. The transcript has a single exon. Bases 419 to 1564 code for a protein of 381 amino acids. The record is from RefSeq and is a predicted model, not a curated record. Gene Ontology annotation, biological process: regulation of DNA-templated transcription; ethylene-activated signaling pathway.
AGCACAAAACCCCACGAAGCUGCUGGCCGGUUUCACAUUGCGAGAGUUCCCGAAAGCUCUUUAAAGCAGGAAAAGGUUCACCCUCUCUCCCCAAUCCCAAACAAAAGCAACGUUUUUCGCCAAUCCAGCUGGCGGGACACGAGGAGCCGGGUCGAGACGAGUUAAAACGAGUGCCGCGAGCUAUAUCUCGGGUUUCUUGGUUGAGCGCCAUAUAUACCAUCGCAGCGCGCUGACUUGCAACUCACAUUGAUUUUGCGCGAAGGUGGGGGUCGCUGACUUUGCCCAUUCUUGGAAGUAAAGCAGCGCGUUCGCCCGCCGCUGGUAUAAGAAUCGCCACCGAAUUCUCAUUCUCGCAGGGAGAGGAAAGAUCCUCGCGACGACGAGGCAAGCUUCACAGGGGAGGAUCGCGCAAGUAGGAAUGUUGGCGGUGAUGAAUCAUGACACGAGCGCGGCCGGUUCAUCGUCGCUAGGCUGGAGCGCGAGCAGCAUCACCCAGUUUGAUUUCAACAGCAUCGACUUCGCGGGGAUCCAAUCGCCCAAGGCGGAGGUGUCCCCGGAUUCCUCGUCCAGCAGCUACGAUCUCUCGGCGGUGGUGCCUCCGCCACCGACAUUCGCGAUCGCGCCCCCCGCGCCAAGAACAACGACAGCAGAGCACUCCCCUGUUUGCGUGCCGGGCUCCAACCCGCGGCCGCGAUUCCGGGGCGUGAGGCGGCGGCCAUGGGGCAAAUGGGCCGCCGAGAUCCGCGAUCCCAAGAAGGCCGCCAGAGUGUGGCUGGGGACGUAUGAUACCCCCGAGGACGCGGCGCGAGCUUACGACAUGGCGGCGCUGCGCUUCCGGGGGAGCAAAGCCAAGCUCAACUUCCCAAACGAGUCCAAUCGCACCAGGAGCGUCGCCAGCGCCGGGAUCGUCAAGUCCUCCUCCUCGCCGCCACUCUCCACCGCCAGCGCCAGCGUGGCCAAUUCCUUUCGCGUCGGUGGCACCAUGUCGGGCAACUUCCAUCUCCUGGAUCAGAUCCAGAUCCGCGGCGGGGCCAGCAGCGAUGGCGUCACCGCUGCCAGCAGCGCCAGCGCUGGCGCCCCGCCAUUCGCGUUCCAAGGUCUUUCGGGUUUCUCCGGAUCCUCGCAGUUCCAUCCCCCGCCACCGCCGCCACAGCAGCAAUUCGAGACGAGUUCCAGCAAUCCCAGCAGCUUGUGGCAGCGGCGAUCCAUCUCCGCCGCCAUCUCGCCGCUCCAGACGAUCAAUCCCCAGCAUCACUACCAUCAACACCACCAUCUCUCACCACCGCCAACGAUUGCCUCGUCCGGAGGAGAUUCUUCGAACCUUCCAACGCCAUCCACGGCAGCUUCGUGGCAGCUCCCACAGGCUCAUCCGCCACAGGAUAUACUCUCGCUCGAGCAGAUAUUUUCCCAGUCCCCGCGGGUAUACCCGGGAUAUACCGGGGAAUAUUCACCGGGGAUGCUCCUCCGGAUGCUCGAGGACCCGUCGCCCAGCCGCGCCCGGCUGGACCCCCCCGCGACCGGCUUUGCGGACGAUUCCGAUUCGCCCAGGACCUUCUUUCCAUGAUAUGCGGUGUGCCGAAAAG